Molecule: messenger RNA, 450 nt
Organism: Adineta ricciae
Lineage: Eukaryota; Metazoa; Rotifera; Eurotatoria; Adinetida; Adinetidae
Source: the annotation of a GenBank genome assembly
AUGACAGUAACUCCUGCGGUUAUUCAUUCGAUAACACCAACUGAUUCAUAUGUUAGUCGGGCAAACUCUGUCACUUCAGUUUCAACUGCAUCAUCCUCAUCAUCAUCUGUGUCUUCUAUUUCAAUCAAGACACCAGUAGAUUCGUCUCCGAAGAAACAGCAAUCACGAAAACCGUUGCCAAUACAAAAGGAUCGUUCGGAAUCGAUUAGUACUAUCGAAGAUCAUCGUCCAGAACAAGGAAAGAAAUAUCAAGUAGUAUAUACAAAUCAAAAUAAUAAUCAUGAAACAAGAGUCGAAGCUGAGAAGCAGGUGUAUAAUCAACGACGAAAGGUAACAACAAAUGUGCGUUUCAACGAGCGUCAAACACCUUAUCCGCCUGAUGUUCUUGCACGUGACCGAUUUAUGAUGACUCAUCUUCGAGCUCCCGUUGACAACCAGCAUCAUCAAUGA